AGUUUGGUACCAGAGCACAAAGAGAUACAGUGAAAAAUCUGCAAGCGAAAAAGAAAAAGGCCCAGAAAUCUGCAGAUGCUGAAGAAAAAAGGAAUCGACGGAAAGAAGAAAAUGCGCUGAGGAAGGCAUAUGGUUAUUCUAAUGUUCUCGCUGCUACAGAAUAUUUUGAUGGCUUGUCUUAUAGACCGAGAACUAAAGAAACUCGUGAAACAUAUGAAUUAAUUUUGGCCUUUGUUCACCAAAAUCUUGGUGAUCAAGCACAAGAUGUGAUUCGUAGUGCAGCAGACGAUAUUUUACAAAUUUUAAAAGAUGACAAGCUUAAAGAUUUUGAUAAAAAAAAGGAAAUUGAAAAUGUUAUUGGAGCCAUAACAUCAGAUCGAUUUGCACAAUUGGUAAACCUUGGAAAAAAAAUUACUGAUUAUUACUCAGGAGAUAAAAUGGACUUGGAUAAGGAUAAUGAACUUGCUGGUGAGAUUGAUGAUGAAUUAGGCGUAGCAGUUGUAUUUGAUGAAGAAGAUGAAGAGGAAGAGGAAUAUGGAAAAUAUGAAGUAGAAUCUGAAGAAGAUGAGGAUGAAGGUGGGGUAGAAGCAGAAACUACUGGAGUUUUGGGUGUGGGCCAAAUUGAAGAAGAAAAAGCAUAUAUGUCAGAGGAUGAUGAAAAUGAAGGUUUUCGGACUGUUAUUGCGCCAGAAACUACAAAGUCAAAAAAGAUCGUUGGCUCGCAAGACGUUCAAAAGAUUACACCUCAUGAUAUAGACGCUUUCUGGCUUCAACGUUUAGUGUCAAAUUAUUAUUCAGAUCCACAUACAGCGCAAGACAAAACGUCAAAGACUUUACAAAUUCUUGAAUCUAAUAUUAACACCCGAGAUUGUGAAAACGAGCUAAUGAAUUUAUUCGAUUACGACAAAUUCGACCUUGUUAAAGUUUUAACUCGAAAUAGAGAAUUGAUUUUAUGGUGCACAAAACUCGCUAAAGCUGGUACCGAUGGAGUAGAGCGACAAAAUGUCGAGCAUGAAAUGCGAGAACGUGGGUUAGAAUGGAUCCUCAAAGAUCUUGGUGGAGAAAGAAUCCGUCGCGGUGAAGGUGCUGCACGGAAGGGCGUAGUCGAAGAUGCAAUGGAAAUUGAUGAAAAACCAGCUGUUGCGCAAGGUCCUGUGCCCGCGGCAGUUAAAGCUACGUUGCCACCCACGACAGUUGUACCAAAAGCAUUAGUUGACCUCGAAUCGUUAAUGUUUGCUCAAGGUGGACAUUUAAUGUCUAAUAAAAAAUGUAAGCUUCCCGAUGGGUCAUUUAAACGUUCUAUGAAAGGUUACGAAGAGAUUCAUGUGCCGGCACCGAGGCCAAAACCUUUCGCUGAUGACGAAAAACUCAUUUCGAUUAACGAAUUACCUGAAUGGGUACAACCAGCCUUUAAAGGCGCGAGGACACUUAAUCGUAUUCAAAGUAAGCUGUAUCCAGUCGCAUAUGGUGGAGAUGAUAACUUAUUACUCUGUGCUCCAACUGGAUCAGGUAAAACUAAUGUCGCCAUGCUUUGUAUCCUCAACGAAAUCAACAAGAAUCGUGAUGAGAAUACUGGCGCUAUAGAUACUGAAGCAUUUAAGAUCGUAUAUAUUGCACCGAUGAAGGCUCUGGUGCAGGAGAUGGUUGGAAACUUUUCAUCAAGACUUCAACCUUUCGGUAUUAAAGUAUCGGAGUUGACUGGUGACCGACAGCUUACUAAGCAACAGAUAGCUGAAACACAAAUAAUAGUCACGACACCAGAAAAGUGGGAUGUAAUAACAAGAAAAGCUACAGAUCGAAGUUAUACUAAUCUUGUUAGAUUAAUCAUCAUUGAUGAAAUACAUUUACUCCAUGAUGAUCGUGGUCCAGUUAUAGAAAGCAUUGUUUCACGCACUAUUCGUAACAUGGAACAAACACAAGAAAUGAUUCGGUUAGUGGGUCUUUCAGCAACGCUUCCUAAUUACGCUGAUGUAGCUAGCUUCCUACGUGUAAACCCAGAAAAAGGGUUAUUUCACUUUGACAGCACUUUUCGUCCGUGUCCUUUAAAGCAAGAAUUCAUUGGAGUUACUGAAAAAAAGGCUAUCAAAAGGUUUCAAGUUAUGAAUGAAGUAACUUAUACUAAAGUAAUGGAUCAAGCUGGUAAAAACCAAGUGUUGAUAUUUGUACAUUCACGUAAAGAAACUGCAAAAACUGCAAAAACAAUUCGAGAUAUGGCAUUGGAAAAAAAUACGAUUGGACAAUUUCUGCGAGAAGAUUCUGCUAGUCGCGAAAUUUUGCAAACUGAAUCAGCAACUGUCAAAGAUGCAAAUCUUCAGGAUUUAUUACCUUAUGGAUUUGCAAUUCAUCAUGCUGGUAUGACUCGAGCAGACCGAACAUUGGUAGAAGAACUAUUUGCAGAUGGACAUAUCCAAGUUCUUGUCUCUACAGCAACUUUGGCUUGGGGUGUGAAUUUACCCGCACAUUCAGUCAUUAUAAAAGGUACACAAAUAUACUCCCCUGAAAAAGGCCGUUGGGUUGAAUUAAGUCCCCAAGAUGUGCUUCAAAUGUUGGGUCGGUCCGGUCGUCCUCAAUUUGAUACAUUUGGCGAGGGCAUAAUAAUAACUUCACACACGGAACUUCAAUAUUAUUUGUCUCUGUUGAAUCAACAAUUGCCCAUCGAAAGUCAAUUCAUCAGCAAGUUAGCGGAUAAUUUGAAUGCGGAAAUAGUUCUAGGUACUGUUCGAAAUCGGGACGAAGCAGUACAAUGGUUAGGAUAUACAUAUUUGUACAUAAGAAUGUUACGUAAUCCAACUUUAUACAGUAUUUCUCUGGAUCAAUUGGACGAAGAUUCUUAUCUUGAACAAAAACGAGUCGAUUUAAUCCAUUCUGCGGCUUUAUUGCUAGAUAAAUCCAAUUUAAUAAAAUAUGAUAAAAAGACUGUAUUUGCACUUUCUGAUGAAUUUAAGUAUAUACCAGUACGAGAAGAGGAGAAGUUAGAGUUGUCAAAGUUGUUAGAACGUGUACCGAUCCCAGUUAAAGAAGGCAUUGAGGAGCCGACUUCUAAAAUAAAUGUUCUUUUGCAAGCCUACAUUUCACAACUCAAACUAGAAGGUUUCGCCCUGGUUUCAGAUAUGGUUUAUGUUACUCAGUCAGCAAGUAGAAUUCUCCGAGCAAUGUUUGAAAUUUGUCUCAAACGUGGUUGGGCACAAUUGUCGAGGAGGGCUUUAGAUUUAUGUAAGAUGGUAGAAAAGCGCAUGUGGCUCUCAAUGUCACCUUUACGCCAGUUCAAACAAAUCUCCUCGGAAGUUAUCAAAAGAAUUGAAAAAAAAGAUUUUCCCUGGGAAAGAUACUUUGAUCUUAAUCCUCAAGAAAUAGGUGAACUCGUUGGCAUUCCAAAAGGUGGCAAAACUAUAUACAAGUAUGUGCACCAAUUUCCAAAACUAGAAUUGCAAACAUUUGUACAACCCAUUACUAGGUCAUUGUUGAGAGUCGAGCUCAAAAUCACACCUGAUUUCCAGUGGGAAGAACAAGUUCAUGGAACAGGAGAAGCGUUCUGGGUAUUGGUUGAAGAUGUAGAUGGAGAAGUCAUUUUAUAUCAUGAUUCCUUUAUUCUCAAGCAAAAAUAUGCCGAGGAAGACCAUAUAAUAACAUUCACAGUCCCAUUAUUUGAACCACUUCCACCUAACUAUUUUAUCUCUGUGAUAGCUGAUCGAUGGUUACACUGUGAAACAAAAUUGCCCAUUUCUUUCAGACAUUUGAUACUGCCAAAGAAGUAUCCACCUCAUACUGAAUUGCUCGACUUACAACCCUUGCCUGUUACGGCUUUACGCAAUCGAGAAUACGAGGCUGUAUAUAACGAAUGGGUUGAUAAGUUUAAUCCUAUUCAAACACAAGUAUUCAAUGCAUUAUAUAAUUUAGAUGAUAAUGUAUUCGUCGGCGCUCCUACUGGAAGUGGAAAAACAGUAUGCGCUGAAUUCGCACUUCUUCGUUUGUGGUCGAAGCCAAACUCUGGAAGAUGUGUUUAUAUUGCACCAUUCCAAGAGGUUGUUGACCGUCAAUUGAUCGAGUGGAGACAAAAAUUUAGUAAACUUCAAGGUGGAAAAAAUAUAGUGUCACUUACCGGGGAGACAAGUGCGGAUCUUAAAUUGUUAGAAAAUGGUGACGUAAUUUUCGCUACACCUACUCAAUGGGAUAUUAUGUCUCGCCGUUGGAAACAACGAAAAGCCGUUCAAUCCGUAGCAUUGUUCAUUGCUGAUGAAUUGCAUUUAAUCGGUAGUGAUGUAGGACCAACUUACGAAAUUAUCGUAUCACGAAUGCGUUAUAUUGCUCAUCAAACAAAAAAUCCGAUUCGUAUUGUUUGUUUGAGUACAUCUCUAGCUAAUGCUCAAGAUCUUGGUGAAUGGAUAGGCGCAACGCCACAUACCAUUUUUAAUUUCCAUCCUAGUGUCCGUCCCGUACCGUUAGAAAUCCAUAUCCAGAGUUAUAAUAUUCCACAUUUUGCUUCCCUAAUGAUGGCUAUGGUCAAACCUACCUAUGCCGCGAUCACCACAUAUUCGUCUGAUCGACCUGCCAUUGUCUUUGUACCGUCGCGUAAGCAAUGUCGUCUAACUGCCGUUGAUUUGCUCACAUAUUGUGCAGCUGAUGGAGUAACGGAUCGCUUUUUACAUGCACAUUCUAAGGAUGUUGAAAGUCUUCUAGAUAAUGUCAAAGACGAGGCUUUGGCUGAGACCCUCCGUCAUGGUGUUGGCUUUUACCAUGAAGCACUUGGAAAGCAAGACAAAAGAAUUGUGGAACAAUUAUUUGAGAGCGGAGCAAUUCAAGUUGUUGUUGCGUCACGAGAUACUUGUUGGGGCCUGAAUCUGAGUUGUCAUAUGGUUGUCAUUAUGGGUACACAAUAUUUUGAAGGUAAAGAGCACCGAUAUGCGGAUUAUCCAAUUACGGAUGUACUUCAAAUGAUGGGCAGAGCCUGUCGACCACGUCAAGAUGAUACUGGUCGUUGUGUAUUAAUGUGUCAGGCUAUUAAAAAAGAUUUUUAUAAAAAAUUCUUGUACGAAGCCCUGCCCGUGGAGUCACACUUAGAUCAUUUCUUACAUGAUCAUUUUAACGCCGAAAUUGUAACAAAAACUAUCGAAAAUAAACAAGACGCUGUAGACUAUCUUACAUGGACAUUUUUAUAUCGUCGUAUGGUCGAAAAUCCAAAUUACUACGGUAUGCAAGGUUCAGAUCAUAGGCAUUUAUCAGAUCACUUGUCCGAAUUAGUGGAAACAACUGUAAAUGACCUCGCGGCUUCAAAAUGUAUUAUGCUUGAAGAUGAAUUGGAAGUUUCACCACUUAACUUGGGCAUGAUAGCAGCUUAUUAUAAUGUCAGUUACAUUACGAUUGAAAUGUUUAGCAUGAGUCUUAAUGAAAAAACGAAACUCAGAGGACUUUUAGAGAUUAUUUCUUCUGCGGCGGAAUUUGAAACUAUUCCUGUUAGACAUCAUGAAGAUAAUGUUCUCAAGAAAAUAUAUGAUCGUCUUCCAGUCAAGCUCGGUAAUCCUAAAUUUAAUUCCCCACAUAUUAAAACAAAUAUUCUUUUACAAGCACACUUUUCAAGAACACAAUUGCCACCAGAUUUGCAAUCUGAUCAAACUACUGUUUUGGGCAAGGUUAUUCCUUUAAUUCAAGCCGUUGUUGAUGUAAUAAGUUCCAAUGGAUGGCUAAACCUUGCAUUGUCAGCUAUGGAACUAGCACAAAUGAACGUUCAAGCAAUGUGGGAUCGGGAUUCUCCACUAAAGCAGAUUCCAUAUUUUACUUCUGAAGUAAUUAAACGUUGUGAAGAUCAGGGUGUUGAAUCCGUUUUUGAAUUUAUGGAACUCGAAGACGAUGUUCGUAAUGAUAUAUUGCGUAUGGACGUGCGACAAUUGCGUGAGGUCGCUCGCUUUGUUAACCGGUAUCCGAGUAUUGAUUUUAAAUUUUCUGUGAGAGAUGAAGACGAUCUCGUUUCUGGUUCUCAAGGCGUCCUAGACAUUAAACUUCAACGUGAAGUCGAAGAUGAAGAUGAGGAAUCUGUGGUUGGGCCAGUUAUUGCACCAUUUUUCCCUCACAAAAAAGAUGAAGGAUGGUGGAUUGUUAUCGGGGACACUUCUAAAAACUUAUUACUUGGUAUUAAACGAAUUACUUUGAAUAAGUCGUUAAAUGUGAAAUUGGACUUUACUUGUCCCUCGGAAGCUGGUGAACAUCUUUUAAAAAUUUAUUUUAUGUCAGAUUCGUACAUGGGAUGUGAUCAAGAAUUUGAUCUUCAAAUAACAGUCCAAGAAGGAGCUGAUGAUAGUGAAGAAGAGGAGGGUAAUGCUUCGAGUUAA
This is a messenger RNA of Dentiscutata heterogama, 6323 nucleotides long. The record is from the annotation of a GenBank genome assembly. NCBI's taxonomy places the organism in Eukaryota, Fungi, Glomeromycota, Glomeromycetes, Diversisporales, Gigasporaceae.